Vicia faba (fava bean) is the source of this 429-nucleotide messenger RNA. NCBI's taxonomy places the organism in Eukaryota, Viridiplantae, Streptophyta, Magnoliopsida, Fabales, Fabaceae. The record is from the annotation of a GenBank genome assembly.
AUGUGCAGAGACAGCAACUCACCUUCUUCCGCCGCCGCUAAACGCUUCGACUACAUCGAGAAACUACUCGAACACCAGAAAACGUUACCGCAGUCCUGCAGCGAAGGCUUCGUCAUUCGGAUUAUCACCUUGUAUGGGAAGGCUGGUGACAAGUUUCAAGAGGCUUAUUUGUUUAUGAUUGAUUGUGAGAAUAAUAAAGUUGGGAAGCCGGAUGCUGUUUUGGAUGAAUUGGCUAAGGAAGUUGGGGCGGAUGCGGUUUAUGCUCACAGAGAGGUUUCUCAUGAGGAGGAGAAGAUUGAGGGUGUGAUGGAAAAGGAGAGUAUUUCUCACAUCACAAACAUUAUCAUCAAUCUUCCGUCAACAGUAGCAGCUUACGUACGCGAGCGGUAUUCCACCAAUCCUACAACAACUUUAACACCUUUGCUUUGA